CUGCGCGCUGUGUGCUGGAAUGCGCUCCCCCACCCCGCCCGCCCCGCGCGCGCGCCCCGCAGCAGCAGCAGCAGCAGCAGCCGCGCGGCCGGGCGGCCUCGCGCCGCGGAAUCGCUACCAUGGCAACUCAAGUUCUGGGACAGUCCGGUGGGAGCGGCCUCUUUCCCGGCGGUGCUAAUAUCGGUAUGGCGUUGUCCAAUGACAUGUAUGAUUUGCACGACCUCUCUAAAGCUGAGCUGGCAGCUCCUCAGCUUAUUAUGUUGGCAAAUGUUGCCUUGACGGGAGAAGUCAAUGGCAACUGCUGCGAUUACCUGGUUGGGGAAGAGAGGCAAAUGGCAGAACUGACAACGGUGGGGGACAGCAACUUCUCAGACAGUGAGGGAGAAGGUAUGGAAGAUACUCAUGCUGCAGAGAGUGACCACGAGACACCUGAAAAUAUGGAAUUGGACUCUCUGGAAGGUCCUGGUGAGGAAACCCAAGGGGCAGCUUCUUGCUCCCCUGCUAAGACUCCCAAUAUGGAUAAAGAUAUCUCAUUGGAAGCACCAGGUACUCCAGAAAGUGUAGAGGACAAAAGUAAGAGCUUGAAGAGCAAACCAUUUCGUUGCAAGCCUUGCCAGUACGAGGCAGAGUCUGAAGAGGAGUUUGUGCAUCAUAUCAGGGUUCACAGUGCUAAGAAAUUCUUCGUGGAAGAAAAUGCAGAAAAGCAAGCCCAGGUGAAGGAGUCUGAUGCUUGCACUGCGGAAGAGGUGGAUUUUUCUAAGGGCCCAAUCCGUUGUGAUCGUUGUGGCUAUAACACUAACAGAUAUGAUCACUAUCUGGCUCACUUGAAGCACCACAACAAAGCAGGGGAAAACGAAAGAGUCUACAAGUGUACGAUAUGCACUUAUACUACUGUCAGUGAAUAUCACUGGAAGAAACACCUAAGAAAUCAUUUUCCCAGGAAAGUGUAUACCUGCUCACAAUGCUCCUAUUUUUCAGACAGGAAGAACAAUUAUAUUCAACAUAUUAGAACUCACACAGGGGAGCGACCCUAUCAAUGUGCUAUGUGUCCUUAUUCCAGCUCUCAGAAGACCCAUUUAACCAGGCACAUGCGCACCCACUCAGGUGAGAAGCCAUUCAAAUGUGAUCAGUGCAGCUAUGUGGCCUCAAACCAGCAUGAAGUAACUCGUCAUGCAAGACAGGUUCACAACGGGCCGAAGCCUCUGACUUGCCCACACUGUGACUACAAAACAGCUGAUCGCAGCAAUUUCAAAAAGCACGUUGAGCUUCACGUCAAUCCACGGCAGUUUCUCUGCCCCGUUUGUGAUUACGCAGCAUCUAAAAAAUGUAACCUGCAGUAUCACAUUAAGUCCAGGCAUCCUGAUUGUUCUGACAUCACCAUGGAUGUUUCAAAGGUGAAGCUACGGACUAAAAAGAGCGAAGCUGACUUUCCUGAAAGCAUUAAUGACAAAGUGGAGAAGGAGCAGAUGAAAGGGGAUUCAGCUGCAAAGAAAAGUGAGAAAGUUGUGAAAGUGGAGAGAAAAGAUAGUUUGGCAAAGGAAAAGAAGCUGAUCGGCAAUGUUUCUGCAGGCCAGGUGACAACCAGAAGUCGGAAAUCGGCUUUAGAAAACAAGGAGGUAGAUGUUAAAACUGAGAAAAAUACUGAGAAAACAUGUAAAACAAAGAAGAUCAAAAGAAAGGCAGGGGCUGAAGUAACUUCCUUAAAACAAGAGCCUGCAAAUGAUACCUCAACAGUAACAAAAAAGAAAAAAAAAGUAGAAACAAAACCCAGAGACUGCCAAGAACCUCAAAAAAGUGAUGCUGUAUCAGAGGAGGAGUCUAAAAAGCAAAAUUCUUGCCUCAAGAAAAAUAGAAAAAAGAAAGCUCUGAAAAAUAAGCAUGGUAAGAAAAGCAGUAAACUUGAUCAGGAGAAGAUUGAGGAUGAGGAAAUGCCAGAUGAGUGUCCUAUGACAGAAGAAGAUGGAUGUGUGAAGCCUGAAGCUGAGGGCAGCGACCAGAAGGAGCAAGAUCCCACUGACACAGUGGGAUUAAAUGACAAUGGUGGCCAUGCCAUCAAGGGGGAGAGCACUGAUCCCAAAGGAAACUGCGUACAAGAGCCAGGGCAGCUUUGUUUGCCAGCUCAGGAUGCAAACACAGGAGCUGUGGUAGAGGACCAAGAAAUGCCUGCUGCAGCAGGAGAGAGUGAAGACACUGUUGGUGAAAGAGAGGAGGAAAGAAAGGCUGACAGAGGGCAAGAUGCUUUCCCUGAGGAAUGUUCCCAUGCAGUGUCUUCUGAAAAAAGCCUGGAUGUGCCCAUGGAUGUGGUACCAGAUCUGGCACCUGAGAAGGAGCCAGAGGAAACCUGUGUGGCAGAAACUGUGAGUAACUCAGCUCCAAUGGACCUGACUAAGACAUGCCUGCCAGCAACAGAGCCAACGGGAGAUGCCAUACCGGCAACCACGCCCCCAGAAGGGUGUACACGAAGUCCUAAAGUAGCUCUGGCCUUAUCAUCUCCAGAUAACACAGCAGUGAAUGAAUCUCAGGAAAUGGAUGAGGAUGAGGGCAUCCACAGCCAUGAAGGCAGUGACAUAAGCGACAACAUAUCAGAGGGAAGCGAUGACUCGGGGUUAAAUGGUGCUCGCUCUGUACAAGAGGAAACAAGUCCAAAGACAUCACAAGGAGCUGCAGACACCAUAGCAGCUAGGGAGCACUAUGUGUGCAUUUUUUGUGACCGCUCAUUUAAAAAGGAAGGUGAAUACAGCAAGCACCUCAAUCGCCACUUAGUCAAUGUGUAUUAUCUUGAGAAGGCAACAAAAGGUCAGGAGUAGAAAUAGGUGUGCUUUGGGAGGAUCUUCUUUUGUAAAAUCUUAUACAGCUUAUGUACAGAUAUUGUAGAUUUUUUUUUUUUCUAAGCACGGUUUGCUUUAGUGUCUGCCUUGGUUUGGUUUUUGGUUUUGUUUUUUCUUUUUUAAGGUUGAAAAUAUUUUUUGACAACUUCUUGUGUAUCAGUGAACUCAUUAACUAUUGGACCUCUUCAUUAGAGAAGGCAGAUGGGGUGUAUGAGGCUGUGUCCUGUAAAGUCAGUCGAAGCUUCUAGUCUAUAAGCUUACGCAAUUCAUUUUUAAAUUGAGUUUUAGGAACAAGACUGUAGCUAACAAUACACAGGUUGGAUGGAGCUAUUGGCAUUAGUUGCUUUUUGUUCUAGCAGCCAACUCCUCCUCUCUCUCUCCCCUCUUCCCUUCCCCAUUUAUUUUAGUUCUUGGUGUGUUUUCAUGUUCAUAGUGUUAAACUACUUGAUGUUUUUUUCUACCAGGAAGAUAGCUUCUAUUACACAAAAGAGCACUUUGUAAAAGAAAUCAAAGUUGGCUAGUGUCGAGCAGAACUGCUUAAGAUGAUUAUAAUUGUAAACAUACAUUUCAGAUCCCCUAAGCGUCAACAGUGAGCCAAAAUUUGGGAGUAGUCCUUCCAACUUUUGAUUGGAGAAUCUCUGUCUUGAUUAAUAUCUUGAUGACUAUGAUAUAUAAUUGGCUUUGUUGUGGGGGAACAAGUUUGUUAUUUUUAAUUUCUGCUUUUUUUUUUUUUGAUUGUGCUUUAAGGGCUUAAAAUAUUGCACAUUGUUUUUGAUUUUUACCUAUGCAGUUUAAUCCUCUAGGAAUAGCGCUUGUGCAGUACAUGUACACUUUAUAUAUGCAUGUUUGGGUUUGUUUGCAAGUUUGUUUUUUUUAAUUUGGAAACAUUCAGAUUUGUUGCUUACCAUGGGGACAGUUUUCUGGGAUGGUUUUCUGUGAUGCUCUUGACUGCAGAUUUUUCUUGUUUUCCUGGGGUAUUGUUAGUUGUGCGCAAAGUUGCUGAAAUGAUGAAGUGCUUGGCUAUCUAUUUCUGACUAACUUUAAGAUUGUAAAGUUCUUCAGCAAAAGAAUACCAAUGCAAUUUCAAAACACUAUUUUAUAGGAUUUGUUUUGUCAUGGAAAUGCCACUUCUGAUAUUCUGAAUACACAUAAGGAAUCAGCAGACAGGAAAAUACUUGCUCUCGAUGGAAACAGUCUGCAGAUUCUGCAUGUCCAGAUGAUGAUUAUUUUUUUUUUCCUACUCUUUUCCUUUCUGUGGUGGGCAGCAGUCAAACUUCAUGAGCUUAAGAAAGUAAAAUAAUAGCACUGAUAGAAGUGUGGUUCAUCAAAAAAUAACAUCUUGCCAUCAUAAAUAAAAAUUGGGGUAAGUCAAGUGGUAAGCAACAAACCUGGCAUUCCCAACAAACUGUAGAAAUUCUUGCUCUUUAUUCAUUCAGGCUGCAUUGAAUAACAUCAUCCUGCUUUGAGACACACAUAAGUGCUCAGGUUGCCAUCUCAGGUCUACGUGCAAGAAAUGUCAUACCAGGAGGUUUUGAUUCUAAACAGGUUUAAUUUCUGGCACACACAAACUCAAAGGGGAUUGCAUGCUUAUAGCUUGUAAGUGACGAAGUGUAAAAACAACCCAAACCAACAGGGGAAAAAACAAAACCCUCCAGUCCCAUCUGUGCACUCUUCUGAUGGUCUUCCGCUGCCUUUCCAGUGGGAAAAUAUGUAGCAUUCAAGCUUCUCUGGUUGUCAACUCCAAAGAAGCAAAUUUGGAGGCAGGUGUUAUUUGGACAGUGGAGUUGAGGAGUUCAGACAGCAUUUGUCAGAGCACUUUACAGCAAAUGCCCUCAGUGUAAGCUCUGCAAUGAACCCUAUUCUUCUGUGUGUGUCCCCACAGCAUCUUCCCCUCCAAACAAACCCACUGCCUUGAAUGAAUAGAGAGCAACAAUGCUACAUUGCUUCUGCUUUUGGGAGAUUGGUAAUAGGAGGCCAAAGAUUUGAGAGGGAUGGCAUCCCUCAUGGCAGAAAUAAAUUGUAUAAUAUACAGUGAGUUUUUGUUUGCUUAGAUAGUGUUCAAUCCUUACCUUGGCUGCGACAAUCAUUGGCAACUGAAGAUCAAGUUGCAACUAUAUUUAUGUUAAACAUUACAAAAAUAAACCUAGUUGAAUUGUUUUCCUAAACAACUGGUUGUAAUGGCCUUAGAUGUAUAAUUUCUCCUUCGUAAUAGGGUUUCCUCUAUAUAUAAUUGUUGCCACCACUCGUGAGCGAUGUGAGCAGAUGCUGGGAAUUCCAGUACUGUGUAGAGGUUUUACAGCUCCCUUUAUAUCCUUGUGAAGAACCUUUGCCAUCUUGUGAGAGACUUCAAGGACUUCAGCUAUAUUCAAAUAAACUUGUGGACUGGCCUGAUGAUUUUUCUGGUUUGUCUACAAGUUAAAGUAAUGGUAUUGACUGACUUUAAAUCUCUCUCUAUGAGAUAAAAACAAAGAUGUGGUUCUGUGAGAUACUCUGCUGCGUGUUUUUGGGAAGUGGUCAAGGUUUCAAUGCUUGAUCUGACGUGAACUCUUUGAAGAUGACAGUUGGCUCCUGUUCAGCAGUGUUUCUUACCACAAGAUUAGGAACUGAAAAUAAAUUAUUAAUGUAUUAAGAAGAAAAAUUGAUUCUUUCUGAGACCCAUCAACCUGAAAUACCUAAUGUUGGUGUAGAACUGUGUUGGAAUUCUCUGCUUGCUUAAGACCAAGGUUUGGGAGUACGUUAUGGUAAAGCAACAAGGAUGUAAUGCAUUACGUGUACCUAAAAUGUUAGACAUUGCUAAUCUUGAGUAUUUGAGGGGUGUUGCAGUUCAGGUAAUCCACUGUAUAUGGUGGUCUUACAUUGCUGUAUCUCCCUUUAAACAAUGCCUUUUUUUUGGUCUUUUUCAAUAUUCUUAAAUUAUUUUGUGUUGUUUUUGCCAAUGCUAGCGUUUUUGUGUUUCUUGGCAAUAAUACCUGUAAGAGUGUUCAACCUCUGCGUGGUUGGAGGGAUCAGCACACCAACACCCCUGCGCUGCCAGCCCUCGGUUGAGCAACGUGGAGUUUUGGGCUUUUGCAUCUGUACACUCAAAUUAACUGCCCUGAGAAAUGAUCUAGAAGUGGGUAGCUAGGCAUUAAUAAUAAUCCUUGGUAUUAUAAUUGCUGUUUCUGGAUUUUGAUGAUCUAGGCUGAAACUUUAGUUGUUUGAAGAAGAAUGUUUAACAACUGACAGGCCAGUUAAGAUAUGGUAAUGUCAUUGAUUUCAGCAGAUUUAAUUGACUUCAACAGAUUUAAUGUAGCUGAAAGGUAUUAAAUCAAAUUCAAGAGUUUUCUUGAAUGUCAGUUGUGUAGAUAUGUGGCAUGCAUAUUAUAUUAAUCCAAAUAGCUGAUGGAAUUGUUUUAUGUGUACAUAUAUUUUCCCCCCUCUAAAAUUACACUAGAUAACAAACUUUUGUAAGCUGGCAUGGAACAUGUUUAUGAUGUUUAGUUGCACCAUGUUUGAUGCUUUUACAGUGCAAUACUUGUAUUCUCUGAAUUAAACCAAAGGUAAUUUUUUUUCAUGCUCUCUCUACUGUAGUGCAUGACAGUCUUUUCUACGUUUGUAAUAGAUGUAAAACAAGCCAGAUCGUACAUCCUGUUUUUACCUGAAACAUGUAUAAGAAGUCUUUUGUCCAAAAUGUAGUAUAAAGUUAAACUAAAUUGCAUUAUAUUAACCCUUACAAGUGUAUUUUCCUAAGCAUAGUUAUGAUUAAAUAAACU
Molecule: messenger RNA, 6580 nt
Organism: Cuculus canorus (common cuckoo)
Lineage: Eukaryota; Metazoa; Chordata; Aves; Cuculiformes; Cuculidae
Gene: REST
Product: RE1 silencing transcription factor
Exons: 4
Coding region: 120-2807 (895 amino acids)
Biological process (GO): regulation of gene expression
Cellular component (GO): nucleus
Source: RefSeq, a predicted model, not a curated record